CUCUUUUUCAUUCUCUUUUCCCCUCCUUCCAUCAAUGCCUUCUCCUAGCGCCCUUCCUAUUGUUACAAGAGGUUCGUCGAUAGAUCUUGCUGAGGCUUCUCUCAACUCUACGGACUUAUAUUUCCAGAAGACCUCUUCGGGCGCUACAUUAGAGUUAGUAGAAUCAAAUACAAUUGAGCGCUAUCUUGUUCCAAAGUUCAAGUUGCUAGGAUCAAAUAUCUGGGAGGAGCAUCUAAUCGACCAAUACCUCCAUAGCGCAGAGACGUUGCAGCAGUUGUUUGGACUUAAAGUGCUCUCUGCCAGUCCCGAGAUUCUAGUGGAAGAGGAGGUUAAUAAGUUUCAAAAGGAAGUCCUUGCGAAUUGGAUCUCAAGCCAUGAAGAACACUUAAAGCAGAACGCAGACAUCAAGACUGCUCAGGUGAUUGACGGUAUCCUAUUGCUGGUGCCUAAAGGGGUGGAGGUGCCCUUGUCUGUGGCCUUGACUCCUUCGCUUUGGAAAGUCAAGGAGGCUGUUGAGAGUUGUACAUCAUAUAUAGAAUGGAAGGGAAGCGACUGCAACGAUGAGCUUGACAUAAAUACUAAGGCUCACUUCCAGUUUAAGUAG
Messenger RNA from Lobosporangium transversale, 604 nucleotides. RefSeq lists its product as hypothetical. The record is from RefSeq and is a predicted model, not a curated record. The transcript is spliced from 3 exons. Bases 35 to 604 code for a protein of 189 amino acids. NCBI's taxonomy places the organism in Eukaryota, Fungi, Mortierellomycota, Mortierellomycetes, Mortierellales, Mortierellaceae.